Messenger RNA from Mesitornis unicolor (brown roatelo), 469 nucleotides. Its product is annotated as arf-GAP with GTPase, ANK repeat and PH domain-containing protein 1-like. The record is from RefSeq and is a predicted model, not a curated record. NCBI's taxonomy places the organism in Eukaryota, Metazoa, Chordata, Aves, Mesitornithiformes, Mesitornithidae. Gene Ontology annotation, molecular function: GTPase activator activity. Gene Ontology annotation, cellular component: nucleus. The transcript is spliced from 3 exons. The annotation marks the transcript as partial.
AACAAGAAGAAAACUUCGAGUUUAUCAUUGUCUCUCUCACUGGCCAGACUUGGCACUUUGAAGCUACCACAUAUGAAGAAAGAGAUGCGUGGGUACAAGCCAUAGAGAGUCAGAUCUUGGCCAGUUUACAGUCAUGUGAGAGCAGCAAGAACAAGUCCCGCCUGACCAGCCAGAACGAGGCCAUGGCCCUUCAGUCCAUAAGGAACAACAGAGGCAAUUCCCACUGUGUGGACUGUGAAGCACAGAACCCCGACUGGGCCAGCUUGAAUCUGGGAGCUCUCAUAUGUAUCGAAUGCUCAGGUAUACACCGAAACCUUGGCACGCACCUCUCCCGGGUCCGCUCUCUCGACUUGGAUGACUGGCCUAUAGAGCUCAUCAAGGUGAUGUCUUCUAUUGGGAAUGAGCUGGCAAACAGUGUGUGGGAGGAGAGCAGCCAAGGCCACAUGAAACCUUCAUCAGACUCCACAAG